This is a messenger RNA of Chilo suppressalis (striped riceborer), 1047 nucleotides long. NCBI's taxonomy places the organism in Eukaryota, Metazoa, Arthropoda, Insecta, Lepidoptera, Crambidae. The record is from the annotation of a GenBank genome assembly.
AUGAGGAAUAGGAAGAGUAGAAAAAGGAAAAAACAAUUAGAUGAACAAGGCGGCGUGGAUGGAGAUGGCUCUGAAGAUUCUAACUUUAGCGACGUCUCCUCCAUACAGUCUCUAGAAGAGAAAAAAGAAAGAAUAUUUAACCAAUAUUCUUCAAAAAACGAUACUUUUAAUGAAUCCGUAUCAUCAAUAUUAGAAAGGAAAGUGAGAGGUUGGCUCAGUGGUGUGAUUGACGACAUGAGACGUAGUAGCCCUGUGCAGCAGUGGCUGGAUUCACUACCUCCUGAAACUGUGAUUGAAUCUGAAAAACCAGAUGAGGAUGCAGCAGUUGAAGAAGUUAAAUCAAACAUAAGCAACCCAGAUGCAUCUGCAACUGAAAAUACAGUUGUAGAAAUAAUUGGUGAAGAACAAACUUUGAUUGAGAAGUCAUGGGACAAAUCAAAUGAUGAUAAAACAUUAGAAGUUCCUGGCUCUAAAGAAGCAUGGAAAAGAAAGUCUUUAGAUAGUGGCAUGCUGAGUGGCACUCCUAGAAGUAGCAGCAUAAAGAGGCUGCAGAGAGAUCACUCUGUGCAAUCUGAAGGUUGUUCACCAAGGUUCAAGAAUCCUUUGCUCAGGGAUCAGUCUUUACAGUCUGAUGCAAGUGGAUCUAGUGGUAGCUCAGUCUUGAAUGUGUUGGGAGCAAGAAAAGUUGAUGCUGAAUCAGUUUUACUGGCAUUAGGAUUUGGACCAAGUGAAAAGCAACAGAAACUGCAGCGAAUACCUGACAGAUUCUUAGUGCCAUCAAAACUUAAAGGCAUUAGUACUGAUGAAUUUAUUAAAAAUGAGCAACAUUCUAUGCGUAUGCACGACUGUGGAGUUUUUGGAUACAGAGGUCUUACAGGGAAUCCUCAUGUUCCACCGUCGACAAUUGUAGCUAAAAUUAUGGAAUGCAUCUUGCACGACGACGUGAGCCGCGAGGAGGCGCUCUCUAGGGCCCGGCACUCCAUCGCCGACAUGCGGUGUCCGCCCGCCGCUUACGGCUUUCUGGCAUCACGAUUUCGUAAUCAUUAA